Bombyx mandarina (wild silkworm) is the source of this 2489-nucleotide messenger RNA. Its product is annotated as eukaryotic initiation factor 4A. Gene Ontology annotation, molecular function: RNA helicase activity; nucleic acid binding; ATP binding. NCBI's taxonomy places the organism in Eukaryota, Metazoa, Arthropoda, Insecta, Lepidoptera, Bombycidae. Gene Ontology annotation, cellular component: cytosol. The record is from RefSeq and is a predicted model, not a curated record.
UCAAUGUUUUUAAAGAGUAUCUUUACAAUUGCUUUGACCACAUCCAACCAUUUCAUUUAAACUAAAUAGAAAAUUAUUUCAAGAAAAAAGCCAAAGAACUCUUGGGAACCAUCCAAUAUUUCAGAAUCGAAUCAACCACUUUUUAAAGACAGCAGGCUAUCUGAAUUGCCGUUAUGUCUUUAGCUCAUGAUAUAAGAAACAGCACAAGGACUCGUGAUGUUCAAAUAGUGGAAAAUGUUACGUUCACUUCCAUGCUUCUUUCAGAAUUUACACUAGCAGGAUUGAUAUCAUCGGGGUUCCAAAAACCAUCUCCAAUUCAACUUCAUGGUGUCCCACUAGGCAAAUGUGGUUUCGAUUUGUUACUAGAAGCAAAGUCUGGAACUGGAAAAACUGUUGUGUUUUCUAUAAUAGCAUUAGAAAAACUAAAUCUUAAUAAUGGUUUGCAAGUAAUGAUCUUGACACCUACACGAGAAAUAGCAGCACAGAUAUGUGAUGUUAUUAAACAAAUAGGAUCACACCACAAGGGUCUGAAUGUCGAAGUUGUAAUGGGAGGAUUAUCUGUAAAUGAAGACAUAGCUAAGUUUAAGAAAAAAGUACACAUUGUUGUUGGCAGUCCAGGUCGUCUAAAACAUCUUAUUGUAGGAAAUCAUAUUAAUUUAUCUGAUGUUCAACUCUUUGUGUUAGAUGAAUGUGAUAAACUGGUAGAAAAGCCUUUUCUGAAUGAUAUAAACUAUAUAUUUUCAGCUUUACCUAAUCAUAAACAAGUUAUUAUGAGUAGUGCCACUUAUCCAGAACAUUGCAAGGAAAUCAUUUGUAAAUUUGUAAAAAAUGCUCAACACAUUUGUCCAGAUAGUAACAAUAUCUUAUUAGGCAUUACACAGAAAGUAACUAUAGUGAAGUACAAUAGCAACAUAGUAAAACAAACUCAGAACAGAUUUGAACAAUUGAUUUUAAUUUUAUCCAAAAUGCAGUUCAAACAGUGUUUAAUAUUUUGCAAUUAUCAAGCAAGAGUUACAGAACUUCAUAGAUUAUUAAAAAAAUCUAAAUGGCCAGUGAGUUUAUUACAUGGUCAACAAGAACAACUAGAUAGGUUAAAUGCAUUGAAAACAUUACAAGAAUACAAAUGCAGGAUAUUAAUAUCAACAGACUUGGCUGCCAGAGGUAUAGAUGGAUCUAAUAUUGAUCUAGUCAUAAACUUUGAGCCUCCUUUUGAAUGGCAAACAUAUUUGCAUAGGAUUGGAAGAGCAGGCAGAUUUGGCUCUUAUGGGAUUGCAGUCACAAUAAUUAGUGAAGGUAAAGAAAGUCAAAACUUUAAGAACAUGUUAACUUUAUUAACUCCUACAUUCAAUCUUACUAAUUUAUGGACAGACGAAAUUUUUAAUACAGGAAAUCGAGAAAAUAAUUCGAUGGAAAAUUGUGAAAAAUUAGAAUCACAUUUGAAAACAGAGAAAAAUGAAAGACACGGGGAGUUGUGGGGAUUACUGACUGAAAAAGAUUUACAACUACAAGUGUGUUAUUUAAAAAAUAAUAAUGACCCAGUUGAUAAAUCAAAUAAAUAUGGGAUAGAAUCAUUUACCAACUUAGUUAAUUCAUUUCAAGAAGAAAAAGAAACCAUUCAAGAAGUUCCCUAUAGCUUUAUGAAUGAAUUGCCCUUGAAAGUUGAAAAUGAUCUUGAAUUAUUCAACAUACCUUCUACAUCUACUAAUGGUGUCAUAGACAAACAAAUUAAAGGACAAAUAGAUAAAGACAAUGAAAUUAUUCAACAUAAUGGCGCGCAGAAAGAAGAAAUUAUAGAAAUCCUUAAAACAAAAGAUAAAUUCUUCAAAGAGGAAAACAAUCAAAAUUUAAUAAACAAAGCCAUGCUUGAAUCAGGGCUUCCUAUAUGUUUUGGUAAAACAAAACUAAAAAGAUCUGGUGCAAAACAAUACAAACAUAAAUAUAGGGCCUGUGAUCAUGACAAAGAUUCAUCUUUAACCAAAAAUACAACAGGAAAUUUAUCAGAUAAAAAUGAAGAAAUUAAAGCAGUAGUUCAAGAUAUGAUGCAAAAUGAAACAAAAAUUCUGAAUAAGAAUGAUAUUAGAAAUAAGAAAUCAUCUAACCAUUCUUUAAAAACGAAAUCCGUCUGUGAUCUAGAAGAAACUAUUAACACGAAAGUUGAAUAUGGCUACACUGUUUGGUAUAAUACAUUAAAAAAUUACAUGAGGCACAUUGAAUUUUCCGUAUACAUUGAUGAGCUUUCAAGGAUGUACUAAUAUAACAAUAAAAAUAAAAUACCAAUUAAUUUACUAAUGUAUUUUAUUUGUUUAUUUGAUUUGUAAAUAAAUAAAAAUUUUUCAAUGAAUACAGUAAAAUUAAUUAUUGAAAAUGUAACAAUUUAGUAUGGAGCAGUGUCAGUGGAAAUUUCUAAUUAGUGUGCCCAUUAACAUUGUUUUUACGGAUCAUUUUAGUCUUACACUAUUAGGUUCCUUAAGAAUUAACAAUGUUUCAUA